This is a messenger RNA of Gordionus sp. m RMFG-2023, 1869 nucleotides long. Its product is annotated as alpha-1,2-mannosyltransferase ALG9-like. NCBI's taxonomy places the organism in Eukaryota, Metazoa, Nematomorpha, Gordioida, Chordodea, Parachordodidae. The record is from RefSeq and is a predicted model, not a curated record. Gene Ontology annotation, molecular function: alpha-1,2-mannosyltransferase activity. Gene Ontology annotation, cellular component: endoplasmic reticulum membrane. The transcript has 16 exons. The coding region runs from base 213 to 1826 and encodes 537 amino acids. Gene Ontology annotation, biological process: protein N-linked glycosylation.
ACACCAACAUAUGGAUUUUAUCUCCUAUCAGUGCCUUUAAAUUAUUGCUAUCAGUUAGAUUAGUAUCAGCAUUAUGGUCGAAUAUCUCAGACUGUGAUGAAACUUAUAAUUAUUGGGAACCUACUCAUUUUUUAUUGUAUAAUUAUGGCUUUGAAACCUGGGAAUACUCUCCUUCUUAUGCUCUCAGGUCCUAUUUAUAUUUGUGGAUUCAUAUGGCUCCUGUAAAGUUAUAUAAGUAUUUCCAAAAUAAUAAGAUUCUGAUAUUUUAUACAAUCCGUUGUUUCUUAUCUUUUUUUGGUGCAUAUUCAGAAUUAAAUUUUUAUAUUGGCUUGCUUAAAAGAUUUCAGUCAAAGAAACAUAUCCCCUCUAUGUAUCUUUGGAUUACAUUAUUUUCUGCUGGAAUGUUUAUAUCUAGUUCUGCCUAUUUGCCAUCCACAUUUGCUUUACAUUUAAUCACUUGCAGUUAUGGUUUAUUUUGGCAACAAGAUACUAUCAAAAAAUUUAAUCAAUCUCAGAGCCAUGAGUUAGGUGGUGAAAAAGAUUAUGUGAAAAAGGGACUAAUGCAAUAUAUAUCUUUAAAGAUGACAACUAUCAAAUAUUCAUUCGCAAUAUCUCUGAUGGCCAUGGCUGCCAUUAUUGGUUGGCCUUUUGCACUAAUUUUAGGAAUACCAAUGGCUUUUGAAAUGCUCAUAUUAAAUAGAACGUAUGCUCAAUUCAUUAAAUGGAGUUUGAUAUCAUUGUUUGGAACCUUGAUCCCUACCAUUAUUGUCGAUUCUUUUUAUUAUGGGAAAUUUGUAUUAGCACCAUUUAAUUUGGUCGUCUACAAUAUAUUCAGCAGUAAAGGACCCGAAUUAUAUGGGGUGGAGCCAUGGCAUUUCUAUUUCGUAAAUUUGUUCCUAAACUUCAAUCUUGCCUUCUUAGCUGCCCUUUUAACACUGCCAUUAUUACUCUUACUCAUCGUUGUUCAAUAUUUCGUUAAAAGUAAACCAUGCGAGGAAAAAAAACCGAAAAUUGAAAUAUCAAAACAUUUGCUCAUAUUGACGCCUUUUUAUUUAUGGGCCUUGGUUUUCUUCACUCAACCCCACAAGGAGGAACGGUUUAUAUUCCCAUGCUAUUCUUUCAUCAUUUUAAACGCCGCGUUAUUUUUCGACUAUUUUUCGGAAAUUAUCUCUUGGCUUACCACCGCAACCUCAAAAAGAGUUUAUUUCUACUCGGUGAUUAUAUUUUUUAGUCUUUUCCUGCCAUUAUCCUUGUCACGCUCUAUGGCUCUAGUCAAAAACUAUCAUUCAACCAUCGACAUAUAUGCCCAUAUAUAUUCGAGAAACGAAGAAUUAUUCGAAUACAGUUCCAAAAUUGAUAUCACGCAUUACUCUUCGCAUAUUAUUAAGCCACGCAUCGUGUGUACUGGUAAGGAUUGGUAUCGAUUUCCUAGUCAUUUCUUUUUACCUGAAAAUUGGACGUUACAUUUUUUGAAGUCCGAAUUUAGGGCUCAAUUACCAAAACAUUACAAUACUAGCGAUCGAUAUGCUACUCGGAAAAUUCCAGAAAAUAUUAAUGAUCUCAACAGGGAAGAACUAACUAGAUAUAUUGAAAUUAGCUACUGUGAGAUAUUAAUAGACAUGGAAAAUUCAAAAGAAACCUUCCUAGAGCCAAAAUAUAGCGCUAACACAUCGAAAUGGUAUAUCGAAUCCAGUUUUCCUUUCUUAGAUUCUGCGAGAUCACAUCCCUUUUUCAGAGCGUUUUAUUUGCCAUACAUUAGCCAUAAAUUUUUGGUUUACAACAAAUACAAUGUUUUAAUUGAUAAAGCUAAAAUGAAUCAAGUAUGAGAGAUAAAUAAAUUAUACCUUUCAAAAAUUGUGGGUAAUAUAA